Exaiptasia diaphana is the source of this 607-nucleotide messenger RNA. RefSeq lists its product as uncharacterized. The coding region runs from base 89 to 505 and encodes 138 amino acids. The record is from RefSeq and is a predicted model, not a curated record. NCBI's taxonomy places the organism in Eukaryota, Metazoa, Cnidaria, Anthozoa, Actiniaria, Aiptasiidae. The transcript is spliced from 3 exons.
UGACUUCAAGCAACCACGAGUUGGAGUAACAAACAAUUUCACCAUUUGUCAAAGGUCCUCAGUUUAGAUCCAGAAAGCAAGCUGCGAAAUGAAGUUUGGAACACCCCUUCAGAUCGCUCUUUUCAUUCUUGGGUUAACCUGUGCUUUCCAGGCAAAUGCGCAGGUUCUCCAGUAUCGCAUCACAGAGAAGGACAACUUUAAACUAGCCCCUGCUAUGUGUAAAGCCAUUGKUGAAUUUCAUAAGGACUACACGACGGUUUUCACGACGACUUUCUCGGCUAACAUGGAUCAGGAUUGCAAAGCCAGUGAUAAUCAAGUAUUGAGAUAUGUGACGGUAACGUCGUUGUUAAGAUUGGUCCCAGUUGACUAUGGAAAAAUCAAGGGGAAAGCGCCGAAUCAUAAGACCAGAGUUAACAAGGGGAAAGCGGCGGAUCAUAAGACCAGAGAUAAGACUGAUAAGACUAAGAAUUACGCAAUAGGCUGUUGCUACUUAAAAAAACUAUAAUACUGAAUGUCAAUCAGAAAAUUGUUAACUAGCUAGCAGCUGAUAAUGAAUGAUGAAUAAAAGAGCAGUUUGCUAAUGCAGCAAACCAUAUAUGUAAUAUAA